Molecule: messenger RNA, 627 nt
Organism: Marchantia polymorpha subsp. ruderalis
Lineage: Eukaryota; Viridiplantae; Streptophyta; Marchantiopsida; Marchantiales; Marchantiaceae
Source: the annotation of a GenBank genome assembly
AUGGCGACGUCGCUUCGACUUCACGUUCAUGGAAAGAUUGCCACUCAACGUGAUUUCAUUACACUGGCCACAAACACUUGUUACAUCAGUACAGGUCAGUAUCUCUAUCACCUCAUCUCGGAGGUCAGUGGCCUCCGAUCUCCUCUCCGGACAAUCUCCAUGAUUACAAACACUUGUUACAUCAGUACAGGUCAGUAUCACUAUCAUCUCAUCUCGGAGGUCAGUGUCCUCCGAUCUCCUCUCCGGACAAGGUCCAUGAGUCCCGUAGGCUCUUCCGAGCGCGCUUACGUGCCGGGAGCUGGCUUUGAGGCAACAACGGUGUUGGAAUUGCCGGACUUCGACUUGAAAGUGAUCGUGCGAUCAUUAUUGAUGAUAAUCUCAGUGACCGCACCCGCAUCUUCCUCGCGCAGAAUAUGCUGCUUGAACCCAACCGUGACCUCCGAGUUGAAGAGCGCAAAAGUCGUAAUCUUGGCCGCACCUGCCGCUGCAACCGCCGCAGCAACAGCGCCCGGACCCGUCAGGCUCGACGGCAGUGUCGCAAGGGCCGCCGCCGCAGCUGCGAUGGCCUCCGGCGCAAUGCUCUCGAGUUUGUCGAGGAUGUCGCGAAAGUUGUUGGGGUUGGAGUAG